Messenger RNA from Annulohypoxylon maeteangense, 2714 nucleotides. RefSeq names its product CP2 transcription factor-domain-containing protein. The record is from RefSeq and is a predicted model, not a curated record. Bases 148 to 2538 code for a protein of 796 amino acids. Gene Ontology annotation, cellular component: nucleus. The transcript is spliced from 3 exons. Gene Ontology annotation, biological process: regulation of transcription by RNA polymerase II. Lineage: Eukaryota; Fungi; Ascomycota; Sordariomycetes; Xylariales; Hypoxylaceae. Gene Ontology annotation, molecular function: DNA-binding transcription activator activity, RNA polymerase II-specific; RNA polymerase II cis-regulatory region sequence-specific DNA binding.
UUCGCAUGGUUCACAUGGUUUACAUGGUUCGCAUGCUUCCACUCACCUACUAGUUAUAAUCCCUUGGAAGGAUUCCCAUUUUGGGUCCAUAUUGCAAAUCCGUCGGUAUCGCUGUCUUGCGACGGCAUCUGUUUGAGUAUUUUCCAGAUGUUUCGCCAAAGGACUAGUUCACAGAAGCCUGGCGAUGAAUUGCUUGCCAACUUCCGACAACAAUUUCCCGAGAUCACGGCAGUAGCCUCGUCUACGGUAUCGGGAGCGCCAGCGCAAACUGUGACUGCUGAUAACUCGGUUCUUGUUGCGCCGGGUCCAGAACCACAUCAAGGUACAACUCAAGAUGUAUACCGAGAUCAGGAUCCCACACCACGGGCUUCAGGUGCGGAAUGGAGGUUUACGCCUUCGUUGAUGGAUCCCAACUCCUUCUCUUUUAGCACCUUCGCAAACCAACCGCCGGGCUACUACACGCCUACGCCUGGCGGUACCAAUACGAUUUACCAUCCGCAAGCAGGCGACUUGCACACCCCCUCGAUGGGAAUGGGGAUGGGACUCGGCACCCCGCUGUCGCUUCCAACUAGCGAAGGCGCCAUCCAAGCUGGACCGGCCAUGAUGGACCUCACCCAAUUUCAUCACGGUAUACCGCCACACCACUUUCCGCAGCCUUUCAAUCCGUUCAUCCAGCCGACUCCUCCCCAACCUUCGUUUGCGCCUUCGUCAUUCGUGCAUCAGGACACCGGAUACGAGACGAUGGACCACGAUGGAUCGCCUCUUGACUCGGAUAGCCACGAGGAACACAUGGGUUCGAUGGGAGCUACAUUCCAUUCGCAAUCACCACCUAAUAUGCUCGGUUUCCAACAUAGACAUUUUGGAGCGCCCAUGACCCACUUGUUACCCCCUUCGGCUGAUAAGUUCCGUUUCCAUUCGACAUUAAACGCGCCGACGGCGAUGAUCAAACACGCCGACGAAAUCCCAGUAACAUACCUAAAUAAAGGCCAAGCCUACUCACUAGCAGUAAUUGAUACAGCGGGUACUUUACCCAUCGCACCCGGUACCAAGUAUCGAACGUUCGUGCGCAUAUCCUUCGAAGACGACCAACAACGGCAAAAGCCGGGCGUCUGCUGGAGUUUAUGGAAAGAGGGCCGAGGGACCAACGAGGCGCAUCAACGAGGCGGCAAGUUACAAGCAGUUGAGUAUGUUGAGGCCGGGCAGCCCGCAGAGGGCGAUGAUAAACGCACCCGCAUUGAACUAGAGACCGCUUCCUUCGACGGCUUCUCGGUUGUUUGGACUCCUGGUUUAAAUGGUGCUGCGGAAUGCAAUAUCGCAGUUCGCUUCAACUUCCUUUCUACCGAUUUCAGCCAUUCCAAGGGAGUUAAAGGCAUCCCGGUAAGACUUUGCGCUAAGACUACUGCCUUGUCAUCGAAUGAUUCACCACCCUUGUCAGACCCUGCAUUCGAGAUCUGCUACUGCAAGGUCAAGCUAUUCAGGGACCAUGGAGCGGAACGGAAGCUCUCUAACGAUGUCGCCCAUGUUAAGAAGACGAUUGACAAACUCAAGCAGCAGAUAGCUCAAGCAGAAAGCGGGGCCAAGGAUUUCGGAAAGCGCAAACGGGGUGGCGGUUCACAUGCAAAGGGACAAGAGCAUCAACGUCCAGGGAAAGCACCGAAGCACAAGAGAACAUGGUCGAUGUCAUCAGCUAGCUCCGGUGGCGGGGGCGGGCGACCCUCGCUCGAAGACGACUUGCACUUCAAAUUACAAACACUACAGGAUAUGUUCACAAGCACCCGACCGGUGAGCAUCUUGUACUUGCGCGGCGACGACUUGGAUGAUCCGGACUUACAUCCGGUGAGCCUACCUGGUGAACCUACUGAUCUCACGAAAGUCGAAUCAAAGGAUGGCCCUGCGUGGCGUAGCGGGCGAAGUUCAGUUACUGGAUCAUCGCUUGUCUCUCCUUCGCCAAGUUCCAUGUCACUACAUUCGCAAUCAGCUAGCACGAACCAAUGGAACGACUUUACAAGUGGUGGAGACGCGCCAACCGGAAGACGACCGUCCGACAAGCCCGUUAAGGUCCGCAAAGUAGACGAUGAUGGAAACCUGAGCGGCUGGAUAGAAGUGCUGGAAGUCGAUCCAUUAUACAAACCACCCACCGAAAGACCUGCGAAGCCCAUCGCAUGCUUCUAUGUCGCCCGACGAUACCCAUCCGAACCCGAAAAACGCGAGCUCCACCGAGCAGUCUACCUAACUCGAAGGACAACAUCGGAGUUUGUGUCUCGAAUAUCGACCAAGUGGGCCAUCGACUCCUCAGCCGUCGUACGGGUCAUCCAUGUCCUUGAAAGCGGGCUAGAAGUGGAAGUAGACGACGACGUAAUUCAAGCAUUAUCGGAAGGCCAAGAUAUGACACUCGAAAUUGCUGAGGUGGAUCGAAGCAUACCCCAGCCUAAGCAGGAAUGGGAAAUGAUGACUGUUGAACGGUCCGAAGGCGACCGUAACUCACAACACAGCGUAUUUCGCACAACAACGGGCUACGAACUACGACUUACAUUUUAAAUUCUAUUGGCGCUUGGUAAACAUUUGACGAGGAUUCAUUUUAUUUUUUUAUUAUUUCAAGGAUUAUAUUCUAGGGCUGGGAGACCAUCAUCCGGAACCGGGGUCUACCAUCAUCAUAUCUAUUGACGAACAUGAGUACUUAUACCCAGCGAACCUCCGGCGGGAUUUUGAUUUAU